AUAUAUGACCCGCGAACCUUGACCCUCACCUAAAACCUCAAAACAAAUUCGUGAAAAGUUUUGACCAAAAAAAGUCUUUUGGCAAUCUAAUUCCUUUGAAACUUUCUGGGUUUGGAGAUUUUCUUUCCAUUAUUAUAUAAUCAUCGAAUCAAAAGAAUCUUACUGCGACGAUCGACGAAGAAUCAUCGUGAACACGCAAAAGAAAUGGGGUGUUGCGCGAGCAAUACAGCUGGAGGUUCUAAGGCUAAUCGGAUCUCGCGGUGGCGAUCUACCGGCAUUGUUGGUCUCCGCGACUCCAAAUUGAAGGCGUUUCCUGAUGAAGUCAUUGAAAUGGAGAGAGCAGUGCGAACACUCGAUCUAACACAUAAUAAGAUCGCUGAUGUACCAGGAGAAAUCAGCAAGCUAAUCAAUAUGCAGCGUCUGUUGAUAGCUGAUAAUCUAGUUGAGCGCCUUCCGGGGAAUCUAGGGAAACUUCAAGCUCUCAAAGUUUUGAUGCUUGAUGGAAACCGCAUCAGCUGUUUGCCUGAUGAAUUGGGUCAGUUGGUAAGGCUUGAACAACUCUCUAUCUCCAGAAAUAUGCUCAUAUACUUGCCCGAUACUAUUGGUAGUUUGCGCAAUCUAGUGCUGUUGAAUGUCUCAAAUAAUAGAUUGAAAUCCCUUCCGGAAUCAGUAGGGAGCUGUGCUUCUUUAGAAGAAAUACAGGCUAAUGAUAACGUUGUUGAAGAGCUUCCUGCAUCACUAUGCAAUCUGGUUCAGUUGAAGUCGCUUUGUUUAGACAAUAAUCAAGUGAACCAGAUUCCAGAUGGAUUGCUGAUACAUUGCAAGAGUCUGCAAAAUCUUUCUUUGCAUAACAAUCCCAUUUCCAUGGAUCAGUUUCAGCUGAUGGAAGGAUACCAAGAAUUUGAAGAAAGGAGAAAGAGGAAAUUUGAUAAGCAAAUCGAUUCAAAUGUGAUGAUGGGUUCUAAAGGACUUGAUGUAGGCGUUGAUAAAUGAUUAUUGUCUUCAACGUCUUCUUAGUUCGUCAGGUCAGUGAAUGAUUAUGAUCGAACGUGUACGAAUAUUGUUGUAAAACUCUCUUUCUAUCUUUCUAUUUCAAGAUUUAGAAUCUCUGCUACAGUAACUCAAAUUCUUAUGAACACAUACACAUUCACGCAUGUACGUACAUAUAUAUAUAUCAAGGCGUGUAUGUGUGUGUAUAUGUAUCUGUGCGUGUGUAUACAAACAUAUAGGCAAAGCGAUUCUUACCUUUUGCCUUAA
Messenger RNA from Capsella rubella, 1257 nucleotides. RefSeq names its product plant intracellular Ras-group-related LRR protein 7. Lineage: Eukaryota; Viridiplantae; Streptophyta; Magnoliopsida; Brassicales; Brassicaceae. The transcript has 10 exons. The coding region runs from base 205 to 993 and encodes 262 amino acids. Gene Ontology annotation, molecular function: protein binding. The record is from RefSeq and is a predicted model, not a curated record.